This is a messenger RNA of Homarus americanus (American lobster), 570 nucleotides long. RefSeq lists its product as uncharacterized. NCBI's taxonomy places the organism in Eukaryota, Metazoa, Arthropoda, Malacostraca, Decapoda, Nephropidae. The record is from RefSeq and is a predicted model, not a curated record. Bases 1 to 570 code for a protein of 189 amino acids. The transcript is spliced from 2 exons.
AUGGCGCCACCAGGGGCUUUCCCAGGGGUGUCGGUGCCCCCACGGACCCUCUCUGUGGCGGCUACGGCCUCAGGGGACCUCCCUGGUGCGACUACGCCCCCAAGGGACCCUCAUAGGGUCGGCGGCGACCCUAGGGGCCCUCCUAGGCGAGGUCUCGCCCCAUGGUGCCCUGCCAGGUGCUGUGGCCCCCCGAGAUCUAAAAAGUGCAAAAAACAGCUGGCCGAAGAGGAUUUCCCAAGGGCGACAGUGUCCCCAGGAGCCCUCCCAGGAGCAACAAUGCCCACAGGGUUCCUAAGAAGAGCUUCAGUGCCCCUAGGGGACCUACCAAGGGCCCUCCUUAAGGGUGGCAGUGACCUCAAGGGGGGUGGCAUACACAGUUGCCCUAGCAGGGACGAUGGUGUUCCCAGGAGCCCUUACAGGUGCGGUGAUUCCCCCACGGGGCCUAGCAGGGACGAUGGCGCCACCAGGGGCUUUCCCAGGGGUGUCGGUGCCCCCACGGACCCUCUCUGUGGCGGCUACGGCCUCAGGGGACCUCCCUGGUGCGACUACGCCCCCAAGGGACCCUCAUAG